This is a messenger RNA of Talaromyces rugulosus, 1482 nucleotides long. RefSeq lists its product as uncharacterized. Gene Ontology annotation, cellular component: membrane; oligosaccharyltransferase complex. The transcript is spliced from 3 exons. The record is from RefSeq and is a predicted model, not a curated record. NCBI's taxonomy places the organism in Eukaryota, Fungi, Ascomycota, Eurotiomycetes, Eurotiales, Trichocomaceae. Bases 1 to 1482 code for a protein of 493 amino acids.
AUGAGGUUCCUCGGCGUUGCUGCUGGGGUCUUGUCUUGCGGCAUCCUAUGCGCCGCCGAGCUCACGGCCAACUCGCUGCCCAGCGACUUCAAGCCGCCACAAGUCUUCAAACAUACGAAUCUGGUGCGGAAUAUAAACCUCGAGAAGGGAUAUGCCCGGGAGUCCGUCAAUGUCGUUGUCCAGAACACGGACAAGAAGCCCCAGAAUGAAUACUACGUGCCUUUCCCGUCGACUGUGUUUGACCACGUUGGAGGCUUCGAGGUUCGCAACAAGCAGUCGCCCGAGCAGGGAAGCUUUCCGGUGACGGCUUCCCGUGUCGAGGGAGACAGCGAUGUGCACUUCUACAAAGUCACCCUCCCCGAACCACUCGCCCCGUCUGCCCAGAUCACUCUUGGCACUUCAUACUAUUUUCUCGGAUCUCUGAGCCCUCUUCCAAAGUCAAUUGAUCAGAAUGACCAGCAAUUCCUCGUCUACUCCUCGGACGCCUACGCGCCAUCUGCCUACGAAACUGAAACCCAAAAGACCAAGGUCAAAUUCCCCAGCCCCAACGUGCCCGAGUACACGACCACGUCCAAAUUGAAGUCAGGGCAGGACCCGGAAAAGCAAGGAACCAGCUACACAUACGGGCCAUACACCAAGGUCGCCCCCGGUGCUACGUAUCCUGUUACUUUCCGAUUCGAAGCCACCAAGCCUGUCCUGGCCAGCUCUAUUCUCGAAAGAGACGUCGAGGUCUCGCACUGGGGUGGCAACAUUGCUUUUGAGGAGCGCUACUGGCUUCGUAACGAAGGUGCCAACCUCUCCAAAAACUUUGACCGCGUCGACUGGGCUCGCCUGUCCUACACCCACAUGCCCACAGCCGCAUUGAAGGAGAUCACAUACCCAUUGAAGCCUGGAUCCGUCGACCCUUAUUUCACCGACGACGUUGGAAACGUGUCCACCAGCCGCUACCGCCCGGGCAACCCAGGCCGUGAUGCCCACCUCGAACUCAAGCCUCGCUACCCCGUGUUUGGAGGAUGGAAGUACAGUUUCCGAGUUGGCUGGAACAACCAGCUGUCCUCUUUCCUGCGCAAGACCGGCGGUGAAUCCUACGCUCUCAAGGUCCCCUUUAUCGAAGGGCCCAAAAGUCCCGAAGGCGUUCAGUAUGAUAAAGUCGUCGUCCGUGUCGUUCUCCCCGAGGGCGCCUCGGAUGUCCGCUACGAGGUUGUUGACGGAAAGGGCCCCAACGGUCUCCCCGAUGCAUCCCAGAUUGUGGCCAACAUCUCCACCCAUCGCACUUUCAUGGACACUAUCGGCCGCACCGCCCUGACCCUAACCGUCGACAACUUGUCCGACGAAGCUAGAGAUUCACAACUAGUGGUUUCAUACAACUACCCCUUCUCGGCCUCCUUCCGCAAACCCCUCACCUUUACUGCCGGUUUGUUCGGCAUCUUUGCUUCAGCGUGGUUCAUUGGAAGCCUGGAUAUCAGCAUCAAGAAACGAUAA